Anoplopoma fimbria (sablefish) is the source of this 6736-nucleotide messenger RNA. RefSeq names its product one cut homeobox 1 (gene onecut1). Gene Ontology annotation, cellular component: nucleus. Lineage: Eukaryota; Metazoa; Chordata; Actinopteri; Perciformes; Anoplopomatidae. The record is from RefSeq and is a predicted model, not a curated record. Gene Ontology annotation, biological process: regulation of transcription by RNA polymerase II. Gene Ontology annotation, molecular function: DNA-binding transcription factor activity, RNA polymerase II-specific; RNA polymerase II cis-regulatory region sequence-specific DNA binding.
AAAAGCAACAAAAAUCAAAUUGAACUUUCUUUGGACGCGAGGACUUCUGGACACCGGCUAUCUGCGGUCGAUCAGAUAGAUGGUUCGUCCACAGCGCUGCCCGGAUCAUGAACGCGCAACUGUCGAUGGAUAUUGGCGACCUGCACGGAGUGAGCCAUGAGUCCGUGGCCGGUCACGGAGACCUGCUCAGUGGCCACAGUCCGCACGGCCGCCCGAACCACCGGGGUCUAAGCCACCGCGCCAUGGGCAUGGCGACCCUGCUGGACGGCGGAGACUACCACCCCGGACACCACGGACACCUACACCCCGCCAUCAGCAUGUGCGAGCCCCCUGGCAUGAGCGCCAGCAGCACUUACACGACCCUAACCCCCCUGCAGCCCUUACCGCCCAUCUCCACCGUGUCCGACAAGUUUCCUCCCCAUCACCACCACCACCACCACCACCAUCCCCAUCAUCCGCACCAUCACCCCCACCAGAGGAUCCCCGGGAAUGUCAGCGGGAGCUUCACGUUGAUGCGUGAGGACCGGAGUCUGGCCCCCAUGAACAGCCUGUACCCCGCAUAUCAUCACAAAGACCCGUCGUGCAUGGGCCAGAGCCUCUCCCCGCUGUCUGGCUCCGGUCUGGCCAGCAUACACACGACCCAGGCCGAUCCCCCCUACGCCCACCCCGGCGCCGCCAUGCCCGGGGAGAAGAUGCUCACCCCCAGCGGGUUCGAGGCUCACCACCCGGCCAUGCUCGGCAGACACGCGGAGCAGCACAUGAGCUCCUCGGCGGGCAUGGUACAGAUCAACGGCCUCCACCACCACCACCACCCACACGCCCACGCUGGUGCGCAGGGGCACGGCCAGGGGCUGGGGAACAGCCGGGAGCAGGCCUCCGGGCCCGGGCAGCAGGGUGGUGGUGGUGUUUCUGGGGGCCAGAUGGAGGAGGUGAAUACCAAAGAGGUGGCGCAGAGGAUCACCACGGAGCUGAAGCGCUACAGCAUCCCUCAGGCCAUCUUUGCCCAGAGGGUCCUGUGCAGGUCCCAGGGGACCCUGUCCGACCUGCUGAGGAACCCCAAACCCUGGUCCAAGCUCAAGUCCGGCAGAGAGACCUUCCGCCGCAUGUGGAAAUGGCUGCAGGAGCCUGAGUUCCAACGCAUGAGUGCUCUCAGGCUCGCAGCAUGUAAGCGUAAGGAACAAGACCACGGCAGGAGCGAGCGGGGAAGCGUUUCCAAGAAGCCGCGGCUGGUGUUCACAGAUGUGCAGCGGCGGACGCUCCACGCCAUCUUCAAGGAGAACAAGCGUCCAUCCAAAGAGCUGCAGAUCACCAUCGCCCAGCAGCUGGGCCUCGAGCUGGCCACAGUCAGCAACUUCUUCAUGAACGCACGCCGCCGGAGCCUGGAUAAGUGGGUGGACGACGGCUCCGGUCACCCGCCCAACUCUGGCCCCAACGCCUGCAUCAAAGCCUGAAGACGGACUGAUUUGACCAACUCAUGGACUGACUCAACCUCGGUGGAAAAGCUUUAAAACUUGAGAGAAAAACAAAGAGAAACUUAAAAAGACAUUGAAGCAACGUUUUGCCCUUAAACCUGUACUAUAUUGAUAUUUAUAGUAUCCAAAGAUGAAAAGACGAACCAAAGACUUCUUGUUUGACCUGCUUUGAAAAGUUUGUUUCAGCAACACAUUUAAGUGUAACAUACUGCAAAAAGACUAUAGUUUUACCCCCCCGCCCUCCACACAUACUCACUGUCACUGGUCUCUAGCUUUACUACAACCCCCCACACCUCCCGACCCAGUAUCAAUCUAUCAUUCGCCAUCCUUAUCUUUAAUCUGAUUGGUUGGUUUUAAUGAUGGGUACCUAAAUGGAGGUUUAAUCAGCCUAUUCACAGUCUGAUCUGCAGCUGUCCACACCCUUGAAAAACAGCCAGAAUGUGGAGCUCCAGUGGGAUUGGCCAAUCAACUUUAAAGACAAAAAAUCCUACAGGAGCGACUGGAUUGUUGUGCAACUUUGUUUGGAUCGGUGUCGGUGGACUGUCUGUCUAUCUGUCUGUCCAGCUGUCUGUCCCUCUAUCAAGCAUUCCAGACAGACGGGGAAAUGCCCAUGCAUGCGUAGACUGCUAACCCAACAAAAAAACACAACCCUGAACCAAACCAAAAAAACAAAAACCUAACCUCAACCCACAUGGUAGUGCUUUCCUCAAACGUGCUGAAGCGUUGAAUGAUUCAAACAAGAGAAACCAAAGCCUCCUACAGCCUCCUACACCCUGAAGCCUCUCAUGCAGCUUAGAAAUAACAAACCACUUCAGAACCUGCUAUGAAGUAAUUUGACCAAAGAGUAUAUUUUGUAGCUGAUCAUGUUAAGAGUAUUUUUACCUCAUUUCCUCCCUCACCUUCUGAGACAGACUGUUAGUUAGGCGCCACAAAGAAGAGAAUUUCACCGCAAAUGGAAACACUAUAUGACACAACCCUGAAAAUUAACUAUUGAUAUUUGCCUUAUAGAUGCCUUCUUAAAUCAAACUAAAUAUUAGGGUCAUAUCACUCUAGAGGAUGUUCCUGCAAAUGCUCAUUGUGAGGAUUAAUCAUCACAGAUGCAUCCUUUCCUGUAAGUCUGUUUAGCUAAUGCCUACAGAUUUAGCUCACGCUAAUGUGUUCAAUUACCAGCAGCUGGAAAACAAAGACUAAUGCAUUCAGUAGUGUGUUUUUCUCUGCAAAGGCGGAAAAAAACAAAAGAUUCUGGCCCUCACGCUCUCUGUGUGGUUGUGACACAUUGAAGGAGACAGGCGGCCUCUGAUGUUUUUUAUCGUUUUUUCAGGACAAACUGUGUCACCACUCUAAUAAUAAGCGUUCAGCCUCGCUCCGUCGUCCCUGUGUGCUUCAUGCGUAUUUGAUUUUAUCGCCUCAUCAAAGAUGUCGGGUGGAGGGGAUGAUAUCAAUGAUCAAAUCACUUUCAGGCACUUACACAGCAAUGUCACCUCGUCACCUGAAUACCAAAGCACCCCACCCUCCUCUUUGCCAAUCCCCAGACAGACACCCCCUCUCCCUCUCCUCCCUCCCAUCCUGCCUCCACUCUCCCGGUACGCUAUGCAUUUCAGCACUAGGAGGAAAGCACUACACGGGGCUGGCCCAGGGCAGCGCAUCAUUAAAUAUAUUGAGCCGGUCCCCUUUGCCGUCAUCCUCCUCAUGGCCAGGGUUAGCAGCUCUACAUUCAUCAGAACAAGAAGGAGAGGCGAGACGGGAGCUGCCUCUUCACCACUGAAAGAAAAAACCAAAAAUGACGACAAGAAACAAAAAAUGUGUCGAGACCUGCUUCUGUUUUAUAGUGUGAACCAAAGAUGCUACCUCACUCAAGUUCCAUACGUGAUUUCUAUCACUUUGAUGAUACCAAAGAUAACCAAAGAUUUUUUCUCAUUGCACGGCCUCUAUGAGUGGUGUUUAAAGAUGUUGUAUGUCUCUCCCCCCCCCCCCCACCUCUCUCUCUCUCUCUCUCUCUCUCUCUCUCUCUCUCUCUCUUCCUUUCUUCUCCCCUUUCUCCCCCUCCCACCUGCGCUCAACCCAUGCACCCCUGCUAUGCUUGCUCUUGCUUCAUCUGUGCUCUGAUUACAGCUCCAUAGAUAGUCAUGCUGAUGUAGCUAUAGGCAGAUAUGCUGAUGCAGCCAUAGAUACACACAAGAGGCCAUGCAGGUGCCUGUGGGGUACCAGUGAACCUGCUAGCAAUGUGAUCCUCCGUUCUUUGUGCAUGGUAGCACUAUCAAAGUAUUCAUUUCUAUCAUGAAAUGUAAAAGGUGACAUUGUGGCUUUAUAAAAAAAAAUACCGUUUUAGUUCGGUUCAUGAUUCAUUUCAAAAUAAUCUAUGUGAAUUUGACAGAGUACCCCGGCUGGAGUGUCUUUUUUUUCAGCUUUUUUUUCUACUCUGCCCUGCCUCUUUGUGUGUAUCUAUAGGUCGCUAAUAUUGAUCCACCAUAUAGGUCAGACGUCUUGACAUGAACGUAGACAGACAAGCUGACAUGGGCAGAUUUGUUGACUCAACUAUAGGCAGACAGUUCCUGAAAGUAGAAGCAGACGUGUUGCAAUCUUUCUAAAACUCCCAGGACGAGUGCCUUGCUUGAACCAAAGUGUUAAACCGCUGUUGACCUCUCACCUUUGACUCUGUGAAUACCUCAGCCUGUAGAAGGGCCACUACUGAAGAAACAAGGAAAACGUAUUUUUUUUUUUUUUAAAUCACACCGUGGUGCUUUCGCCAGCGCAACCAUGCAAUGAAAACAUACCAAAGGAAUUUCUCUUGUCCACUUCUACAGAUUAAACCAAAGGUCUUUGUUUCUCCUCCUCUGCCCCCUUCUUCUCCUCCAUCCCUCCUUUUCCCAACCUUCCUUGUCUCUCUGCUGUGUGUAGGAAGGUUCAGCACUCUGGCCGUGCAUGUCUUUACCAAUGUCUCUGAAUACCUCAUAGUAAUAAUUCCUUUGAGUUCUGCAUUGAGAUGUCUAUCUGUGAGUAAGGCAGAACUCCACUCGUGUGGUAACUGUUAUUGUUAAUUCAAAAAGCUGUAUGAUUAUCUAUUUUAAAGCUGUUGGGUUUUUUUCGGCAGAAGUGCUCUGUUUCGAGUCACGGAGGACGAGUUUCAGGGUUGAUGUAUGAAACUUAAGGGAUGGAGGGAGAGGCAUAUUUUUUAUCAGACAUUGGGUUAUGCCAAUAUUAUGAUGGUAGACUAUUGCUUUUACAGGGUAAAACCAACUGCUGUGAUAUUGUGUUCAUGUUUUCCCUUUUCUCUACUUCUGUGUUGUGAUUUUAAUUUAAUUGCAUUUUGUAAUGGUUAACCACUGCUUUAAUUUAUGCAUUUGUAGAAACUCUAGAUUUGUAUAUAGUAGUUUUUUUGAAAAAAAAAAAGAAGAAGACAGUUUUAUGUUACAGCCUUAUUUCCCACGCUUAGAUAUAAAAAAAGGAGUAGUUUGUAUUCUUCUUCAGCUAAAUCCUAGCCGGCAUUUCAAUGUGUGUUUUAAACACUGCCAGAAACCCAAACAGUUGAUUUGCCAAUGCAGACAAAGUUAAACAGGAGCUACUUUGUUGAACAGCUGGCAAAAAGCAGUGUGUACGUGUGUGUGUUUUUUCUAUUCUUUUGACUUUUUAAAAAAACGGUUAUUUUAUGGGUAUUACUGCACAUCCAAAGAUUUUUAAAACAAACCAAAAAUUGGAAAAAAAUAUGUAUAAUGUUGAAAAAGCACUGGCAUUUGUGAGGUAGACUUGUUGAGUUUUGAUUUGCCAUUCGCACGGGUAUAGAAUGUAGGAGGCGUAGGGCUAUGUAGACAAGCUUACUCUACCAUGUGGGGAAUCUCCUUUUCAAUGUACAAUCUGAAGCAUUUGAAACGAGGACUGCAAGUCCCGCUCACUUUGCUGUCUCAUGCACAGAGUGAGGUGGAGUGUGGGCUGGGCAGCCGGUCUGCCAGGGGCUGUGCCGCGGAGCUGGGUCUGUUUUUAUUGCCGUGGCACUGCCGCCUCGCUCCAUCUAGUAUCUGUUCUUUUGGUACGUACUCGUGUAAUGACUAUGAGCAAAGUCUAAUAAAACUGCAAAGAACCUUACCAAGGAAUCAGUGUGUGAGUGUGUAUGGGGACGAUUCACCUGCUCAUUUCUGUUUUCUGUCCGUGUGAGUGAGUGUGUGUGCAACUCAAAUGUCAAGUACUGCUGAGGUUUUGUGUGUGUGUGUGUGUGUGUGUGUGUGUGUGUGUGUGUGUGUGUGUGUGUGUGUGUGUGUGUGUGUGUGUGUGUGUGUGUUAGUUUUUUUCUCCACUUCGUGUCCAUCCAUUGUUACAACCUGUAUGUACUGCUGGUGUGUAUGCAUGCACGUGACUGAUUGGUGCAUAUCCCAACAGUGGGUUUGACUCCCCCUGGUUGUCAGAGGCCUUACUGUUAGUACUGCUUCCUCUCUGUCAUGCAGACAGCACAAUAUCAGCAUGCUAUGCAGUCAUUAUGUCAUAGAAUGGAGAAUGUGAACGUUUUCCACCAAAGUAUACAGGUGCUUACAUAACCGUUAUAAAAGCCUGAGUUACAGAGGGAAUGGAUAAUCCAUAUUUUUUCCCCCAUUUUCACAUUGGCUGUUAUUUAUUUUGUCCACAAGGGGUUCCCAUAUGAUGGGUAGCUUGGCUACAAGUCUCAUAACAAUACUGCGGCGCCGAAGACAAUCAUCUGGAUCUCUAACGCUGGGGAACUAGUUUAUCACCCGCAGAGGGGUGUCCUCCAGCUAUUCAUAUACAAAGAUGCUUGAAGGGUUUUGAUAAACAAGCAUAUUUGUUGUCAUAGACAUUUAGGAAUAGAUAACAGUAGUAGUUCAUCUUGCACUUGCAUUUCAAAAUGAAAUCUCAUUGCUCUCGUCAGCCUUGUGCUCUUGUCAACCUUGAUCUCUUUCUUUUGAGCCUCCUUCUCAACUCACAAUGCUUCUUCAGUUUUCAGUGUGUGUGCGUGUGCAUGCGUGAGUGCCUGAGUGUGUGCACGUGUGUGCAAAGAGAGGCAAUGCUGUCAGUGUUGUUCUCAGAUGUAUAACUCCAUGUCUCAUGACUUGAUUUGUCAUUGCUGUUUCCCAGGCUUUGCUACUGCUUUCUCAGUGCCGUGCAAUAUCAUCUGUUGUGAUUGCUAAGCAAAUGAAAAAAAGAAAAAAAAAAGAAAGAAAAUUGAGAAGCAAGUGAUGAUGUCAUCCAGCUUUUUUCAGUGUUCAAAAUGUUUCAACAUUUCUGUAGUCACAAAAAGUAGAAAAUAAACUGUUGGUAUU